Messenger RNA from Lodderomyces elongisporus, 1821 nucleotides. RefSeq names its product O-acyltransferase (gene GUP1). The record is from RefSeq and is a predicted model, not a curated record. Gene Ontology annotation, biological process: GPI anchor biosynthetic process. The transcript is spliced from 2 exons. Gene Ontology annotation, cellular component: endoplasmic reticulum. The coding region runs from base 1 to 1821 and encodes 606 amino acids. NCBI's taxonomy places the organism in Eukaryota, Fungi, Ascomycota, Pichiomycetes, Serinales, Debaryomycetaceae.
AUGUACGAUUGGCAAACUACGGCAAUGUUGCAUAACUUGAGAGACUUUUUCUCUCUAGAGGCAUUGGAUACUAGACUUGCACCUUCGUCGAAUUCUGCAAAGAAACAACAGGUUAUCAAACGAGCCUCGUCUCCUUCACGAUUGUCGAGUUUGGAGUUUAAAUUUUACUAUGUUGUAUUUCUUAUUGCUGUGCCGCUGAUGUUCAAAGCAGCAAUGGACGCUUCCAACGAAUCAAAUCCAAACUAUCCACGUUUUCAACAUCUACUUAGCCAAGGAUGGCUUUUUGGCCGCAAAGUAGACAAUUCCGACCAACAGUACAGGUUCUUUAGAGAUAAUUUCCCAUUGCUAUGUAUAUUGAUAUUAUUUCACGUUGGGUUGAGGAAAACACUUACUUUGAUGUUUCAGAUACGAAAAAGGACAUAUUUUGACUUGGCAUUUGGGAUUGUAUUUUUAGUAGGGGCACACGGAGUCAACAUUUUGAAAAUUGGCUUCCAUUUGACUAUGAACUAUUUGAUCGGAAAGUUGAUCAAGGAUAAAAAGACAGCCAUUUGGGCAACUUGGAUAUACGGUGUACUGACAUUGUUUCUUAAUGACUGGUAUGGAAUGACAAGGUAUGGAAUUCCGCUUUUGGACCAAUCCUUCAAAGGGAUUAUUGCUAGAUGGGAUGUGUUUUACAACUUUACUUUGCUUCGAAUGAUUUCAUUUAAUCUUGAUUACAUUCAAAGAAGAAGUGCUAAGUUAAAAGAAAAAGAAGAAAAGAGCUUAAGCGAACAAAUGCGCGUCGUUCGCAAUGUCGACAGCUACAACAACGUAAACAUAAACGUAAACAACAAUAAAGAAGAAGAAGAAGAUGAUGAUGCUGCUGUUGAGUUUGACUUUGACGAUGACAAAAGUUUGGCCAAUUUAGAUGACAAAGGGCGUCUCAACGCGCCUUUGCCUUUAGAGGAUUACAAUGCUUUCAACUACUUAGCUUACGUCACCUACGCACCAUUGUUUAUUGCUGGUCCAAUAGUUACAUUCAACGAUUACAUUUACCAAUCAAACUAUCAACAGUCUGUGACUGUUAAAGAUUAUAAAAGAAUAUUUGUCUACUUUCUCAGGUUUUUAUUUUGUUUAUUAACAAUGGAGUUUGUGUUGCAUUUUAUGUACGUUGUUGCUGUAUCAAAGACAAAAGCUUGGGAAGGCGACACACCAUUCCAGAUCUCGAUGUUGGGAAUGUUCAAUCUCAACGUUAUUUGGCUAAAACUUCUUAUACCAUGGAGGCUUUUCCGCUUCUGGAGUCUUCUCGAUGGCAUUGACCCACCUGAAAACAUGAUUCGCUGUAUGGAUAACAAUUUCUCAGCGUUGGCAUUCUGGAGGGCAUGGCACAGAUCUUUCAAUAGGUGGGUUAUCAGAUAUAUUUAUAUACCUAUGGGAGGAGGAGGACACUAUAGAAUCCUUAAUAGCUUAUUGGUGUUCAGUUUUGUUGCAAUAUGGCAUGAUAUUGAAUUGAGACUUUUGAUGUGGGGUUGGCUAGUUGUGCUAUUCUUGAUCCCCGAAAUUACCGCAACAAUGUAUUUUGCAAGGUAUAAUGAGAAACCAUGGUUUAGGUAUUUAUGUGGUCUUGGUGCGGUAGUCAACAUCUGGAUGAUGAUGAUUGCUAAUCUUGUUGGAUUUUGUUUGGGUAAAGAUGGCACAUUGCAACUUGUUAAGCAGAUUUUCCAUUCCAUUCUGGGCAUUUCCUUUUUUGUCACGUCGUCUUUUUGUUUAUUUGUCGCAUCACAGGUGAUGUUUGAAUUGAGAGAACGUGAAAAGAGAAUGGGAGUUGAUGUGAGAUGUUAG